Anguilla rostrata (American eel) is the source of this 1554-nucleotide messenger RNA. RefSeq names its product signal sequence receptor, beta (gene ssr2). The record is from RefSeq and is a predicted model, not a curated record. The transcript has 6 exons. Gene Ontology annotation, cellular component: endoplasmic reticulum; membrane. Lineage: Eukaryota; Metazoa; Chordata; Actinopteri; Anguilliformes; Anguillidae. Bases 108 to 713 code for a protein of 201 amino acids.
AAUAUGAUCGCACUUUUGAUACAAAUUUAGAGAGUAGGCCUACGCAUUCUCCCAACGACGCGCCUCUAGGAGACGUCACAGCAAGGGAGGUUUGAAGACGCGUACGCAUGCUCACUAGCAGUCCUUACGAAUUUCUGUCGCGAAGGAUAACAGCCAAGAUGAGGGCGCUGUGUGUUCUUGCCGUGCUUGCUGUGCUGGGGUUAGUGGCGGGAGAGGAGGGGGCCCGACUCCUGGCCUCCAAAUCGCUGCUGAACCGCUAUGCGGUGGAGGGACGGGACCUCACCCUUCAGUACAGCAUCUACAACGUCGGGACCAGCGCCGCCCUAGAGGUGGAGUUGUCUGACGACUCCUUCCCCCCGGAGGAUUUCGGCAUCGUGUCCGGAAUGCUCAACGUCAAGUGGGACAGGAUCGCGCCUGCCAGCAAUGUCUCUCACACGGUGGUACUGCGCCCCCUGAAGGCCGGGUACUUCAACUUCACCUCUGCGACGGUCAGUUACCUGGCGCAGGAGGGAGGGCAGGUUGUGGUGGGGUACACCAGCGCUCCAGGGCAGGGGGGCAUUCUGGCUCAGAGGGAGUUUGACAGGCGCUUCUCCCCACACUACCUGGACUGGGCAGCUUUUGGGGUGAUGACCCUGCCCUCGAUCGGGAUCCCCCUGCUCCUCUGGUACUCCAGUAAGAGGAAGUACGACUCGCCCAAGAGCAAGAAGAACUGAGCAGUGUGUGCUGGGGGGCCGGGGAGGAGUUUGGGGGGGGGGGGGGUGUUCCUAGUAAGGGUAGGAACGGUGGGAGCGGCAGGGGCUUCAUUGCUGAGAUCUGGGGGUUUUGACAGUAUUUGGGAAUAAAUGAAUUGCCCAUAUUGCGGUGAGUGAAUGGAAGAUGGCGGUAAAUGCAUGGAGGAUGGCGGUAUUGCUGGGAGCCGUGUGGGAGUAAGUUCCUGACGCUUUCCUGGGGUUAUUUUACAGGGUGAUUGCCGUGAGGCGGGGGGUGGGGGACGGGGGGACGGGGGGCCUGGGUGCUACCCCAUGGCUGGGUGUUGUAUUCCCCCCCCGGGGCCAAAUGCCCCGUGUACGGCAGAAUGGUGUCCUGUCCCGUCACUGAAUGGGUGGCGAUGGAAGUGCUCCCCUGCUGGUUUGGUACAGGGGUCUGGACUGGGGGUCUGGACUGGACUGGGGGCGUGGGGUACAGGCAGAGCCCAGAAAUCACUCCAGUGGCUCGAUUCUACUGUGUGUGCUUUUUGUUUCUCAGCCCCCCCCCCCCACCCUAUCAAGGAAACUUCUGUAAACAAGGGCGUGGUUCUCAUUUCGACUUUUGUGGGGACAAGAAACCGACAAAACUGGACUUUUUCUUAAGGAUUUUUUUUGGGGGGGGGCACUAGCAGUAUCACCCAAUAGAACGUGAUAAUAUUGGGGGGGACCAUUUGAUGUUUUCCAAAAGUUGUGCGGGGGUGGGGGGCAUGUCCCCCCCCGGGAUCUACGUCCAUGUUUGUAAAUGAUCCAUGUAAGCUCUGGCUCAUCAUUUUUACCUUGAGAAUAAAACGCCAGGUUUUACAAACAA